Molecule: messenger RNA, 3544 nt
Organism: Cuscuta campestris
Lineage: Eukaryota; Viridiplantae; Streptophyta; Magnoliopsida; Solanales; Convolvulaceae
Source: the annotation of a GenBank genome assembly
GGCGUCCUUUGGCCUUUUUUUGCUCAUUCUGUUGUCCUCUCCAGUGUAUACUUUAUACUCUCUCAUAAUCCCAUUCUCAAUUCCAUAUAUUCACCUAAAUUAUUCCCCACUCAAGCAAACUGGUCCACUCUCUAUCAUCCUUCAUCGAAUCCUUAGAAAAAAGGGAAUGUCUUUGGUACUGAGUCAAAUGGGUGUCCCCCCAAAUCAGAGUGGCUAUAAGCCCUGGGAAGAUCCUUCCUUUUUCAGGUGGAGAAAGAGAGACGCUCAUGUCCCACUCCGAUCCCAUCAAUCUGUUGAAAGGUCACUCAAGUACUGGGUUGAACGCAACAAUGUGGAUUUUCUUGCUGCGAAUUCUGCGGUAUGGGACGACAGGGCUGUUCUGGAGGCUCUUGAUUGUGCUGCCCGGUGGGUAGAAGGUUUGCCUUUUGUCAAGUCAUUGUCUGGGUAUUGGAAAUUUUCCCUGGCUCCCAGUCCUUCAAGUGUUCCUCCAGAAUUUUACGGUUGCUCUUUUCAGGACUCUGAAUGGAACAAGAUUCCAGUGCCUUCCAAUUGGCAGUGUCAUGGAUAUGACAGGCCAAUUUAUACAAACACUAAAUAUCCAUUUCAUUUUGAUCCACCCAAAGUUCCUGAUGAGAAUCCCACUGGCUGCUACAGGACUAUGUUCUUCCUUCCUAAAGAGUGGGAAGGGUGCAGGAUAUUUCUACAUUUUGAAGGUGUAGAUUCAGCCUUCUAUACAUGGGUAAAUGGGGUUCCCGUUGGAUAUAGCCAGGAUAGCAGACUGCCAGCUGAAUUUGAGAUAACCGAUUUUUGUCAACCAUGUGGAUCUGAUAACUGCAAUUGUCUAGCUGUUCAAGUAAUGCGGUGGAGUGAUGGUACAUACCUUGAAGAUCAAGACCACUGGUGGCUUUCUGGCAUUCACCGGGAUGUUCUUCUUCUAGCAAAGCCAAAGAUAUUUAUUGCUGAUUAUUAUUUUAAAUCAAAUUUGGCACAAGAUUAUUCUUAUGCAGAUAUAGAGGUUGAAGUGGAAAUUGAUAACUCACAUGAGCAUUUAACUCUUUCUGAGUUCACUGUUGAAGCUUCAAUAUAUGAAAAUGGAAGCUUGUACAAUAAAGAUGGAGGUGUCAUUAGUGAUCUGCUUUCUGCAGAUGCAACUCAUUUGCAGUUCAUUUCUAAGUUCGACAAUUGUUUGGGAUUUAAAGGGCAUUCACUAGUGGGAAAAUUACAAUCACCUGCGCUCUGGUCUGCAGAACAGCCCAAUUUGUAUACUCUUGUUAUCACUAUUAAAGAUGCUUCCGGACAUGUGGUUGACUGUGAAUCAUGUCAAGUUGGCAUUCGACAAAUAUCUAAAGCCCCAAAACAGCUCCUUGUUAAUGGGCAGCCAGUAGUUAUAAGAGGAGUAAACAGGCAUGAACACCAUCCAAGAAUUGGAAAGACUAACUUGGAAUCCUGUAUGGUUAAGGAUUUGGUUUUAAUGAAACAAAACAACAUUAAUGCUGUUAGAAACAGCCACUAUCCUCAACACCCGCGAUGGUAUGAGUUGUGUGAUCUGUUUGGCAUGUACAUGAUUGAUGAAGCCAAUAUUGAGACACAUGGGUAUAUGGAUCAGCCAAAACACAAGCACCCGGCUCUCCAAUCAUCUUGGGCUGCAUCUAUGAUGGAUCGUGUUGUGGGCAUGGUGGAGAGGGAUAAGAAUCAUGCUUGCAUUAUUGCAUGGUCCCUUGGGAACGAAUCAAGCUAUGGACCUAAUCAUGCUGCAAUGGCUGGAUGGGUACGAGAAAAGGAUCCAUCAAGAUUAGUACACUAUGAAGGUGGUGGGUCUAGGACGUCAUCUACAGACAUUGUCUGCCCAAUGUAUGCUCGUGUCUCGAAUAUAGUUGAGAUAGCCAAUGAUCCAACUGAGUACCGCCCAGUAAUACUAUGCGAAUAUUCACAUGCAAUGGGUAACAGCAAUGGGAAUCUCCAUGAAUACUGGGAAGCUAUUGAUAGUACAUUUGGUCUUCAAGGAGGCUUUAUUUGGGAUUGGGUUGAUCAGGCAAUGUUGAAGGAAGGCUCUAAUGGUAGUAAGCACUGGGCAUAUGGAGGGGAUUUUGGGGACAUACCUAAUGAUUUGAACUUUUGCUUGAAUGGUGUUGUAUUUCCAGACCGAACUCCUCACCCCGUACUCCAAGAGGUUAAGUUUGUCUACCGGCAAAUAAAGGUUGUAUCUGUUAACAAUGGCAUUUUUGAGAUUCAAAAUGGCAAUUUCUUUAUUACCACAAAAGACUUGGAGUUUGAAUGGUUACUUCACGGCGACGGGUGUGAGCUAGGUUCAGGUACUCUUGAUGUUCCUCCCAUUGUGCCUCAGGGUACCCAUAGAAUCCAAUGGGAGAACGGACCGUGGUAUUCACUUUGGUCUUCAUCCAGAGCUUCAGAGGUUUUCUUGACAAUUACUGCAAAGAUACUGCACUCUACUCGGUGGGAUGAUUCCGGUCACCUCAUUUCUUCGACACAAAUCCUCUUACCUGCCAAACUUGAACCCCUUCCUCAUGUAAUUAAAAGCAUGGAGUCUAGUCUAUCUGUUCACAACCUUGAGGAAACGAUAAAGCUUGGCGAUGAUGGCUCGUGGGAGAUUACCUUUAACAAAAAAUUGGGUGCGAUUGAGUGCUGGAAGGUUGAGGGUAUUUCGGUAAUGCAUAGAGGAAUGAUUCCAUGCUUUUGGAGAGCGCCUACCGAUAAUGACAAAGGAGGAGAGCAAAACAGUCAUUUAGCAAGGUGGAAGGAAGCAAAUCUUCACAGCCUGCAAUUUCAAGUUGAGAACUUCUUGGUUGAAAGUGAAACUGGGAGUGUGGCGAAAAUUCGAAUUACAUACAUUGGGAUUCCAUCCAGUGGUGAUCCGAAUGGUAUUAUAUCUGCAGCGUCAUGUUUUUUGUUCAGGGUUCACAUGAUUUACUCGAUAUAUGGUUCUGGAGAUGUUAUCCUGGAAUGCAGUGUAGAGCCAAAGAGUGAUCUUCCCCCUCUCCCGCGUGUUGGGGUUGAGUUCCAACUGGAGAAGUCCUUGGACCAGAUCACCUGGUUUGGUAGAGGGCCAUUCGAAUGCUACCCGGACCGUAAAUCUGCUGCCCGGGUGGGGAUUUACGAACAAAAUGUUGGGGAUAUGCACGUGCCUUAUAUUGUUCCCGGGGAAUGCUCGGGCAGGGCAGAUGUGAGAUGGGUAACCUUUAAAAGCAAGGGCGGCGUUGGGAUCUAUGCUUCUGUUUAUGGAGGCUCUCCUCCAAUGCAGAUGAAUGCUAGCUACUAUACCACUGCAGAACUUGACCGUGCCACUCGUCACGAGGAUCUUGUCAAAAGUGACUUCGUCGAGGUGCACCUGGACCAUAAGCACAUGGGAUUAGGAGGGGAUGAUAGCUGGUCACCAUGUGUUCAUGAUCAGUAUCUUCUUCCUCCUGUUCCAUACUCUUUCUGCCUCAGGUUUCACCCAAUCACUGCUGCAAUUUCUGGCACUGAUGUCUACAGAUCACAGCUCUGAAGCCAUUUUUUUCCAAUAGUUUCCAUGGACUAGAACAUG